Molecule: messenger RNA, 315 nt
Organism: Helobdella robusta
Lineage: Eukaryota; Metazoa; Annelida; Clitellata; Rhynchobdellida; Glossiphoniidae
Exons: 3
Coding region: 1-315 (104 amino acids)
Biological process (GO): DNA-templated DNA replication; double-strand break repair via break-induced replication
Cellular component (GO): GINS complex
Source: RefSeq, a predicted model, not a curated record
AUGAGUGAGGAAGAAACAUUUUGUUUUUCUGGUUCAGAUGGAGAAGAGGAAAAAACGAUGUCCUCAAAAGAAUUACUCUCACUUCUUGAAACGGCUUGGUUAAAUGAAAAAUUUGCACCUGAACUCUUGCAUCAUAAGAUUGAGAUUGUUGAUUGCAUGUUGGAUCAGUUAAGUGCAAUGGCAAAAAAUUUGGAAAAGUCUAGAAAGCCAAACAUUCGAGUUUCAAUACAUGAAUUAGAAUUGGAAAGAAUCAAAUUCAUUCUGAGCAGUUAUUUGCGACAAAGGUUACAAAAGGUUGUAUUAUUUAUUUUCUAA